ACCUGGUUGCACGUAGUCUGAUGUCUGUCUGAUUCGUAUAUUAUAAUUAUACGUUUUGUUACAAGUGCCUUUAAUUCUGGGAAAAAGUUAGAAUUGCUGUUGCUGUUACCAUGGCAAAUCACGAUCCUGAGAUACCGACAUAUUUUACAGAAGAUGAUUGGUUGGAAUUUUCGGGAUCACGAGGUGGCUCUGUCAAGUUUCAUAAGCCAACGGGCUAUUUUUAUUAUUGGCAAGCAGGUACCAAGGGAAAAGAGCGAGUCAAAUGUGCAUGCAAGCAAUUUAUGAUUAAGCAUCACGAUUCGGAAUGUGUUCAUAAUGAAACUGAGUGUGAGAUGUCAGAAAAGUGUUGGGUGUCUAACUGGUUUGUGCUUGGAACUCCCGACAAAUGGCAUAACCAUCCUCCACCAAGUCGAGUGUCUGUCGAGUUGAAGCUCUUUGAAUGGCAACUAAACUUGACGUUCGUCAAGAACAGAAAUGCAGCGAGAAUCAAUCACGUGUUAGACGAAAUGUACUUGACCUGGCCCUUCGCUCUGCUAUUCUCCAAAUCACAGUUGAAACUUUUGUUUAUCACUGAGCCACCAGAAGGAAGAACAUUUCUCGAUCAAGAUAAAAUUGACUCGAUGAUGGCAAUCUUAAUGGUGUGGAGUGAAUAUUGGGGAAAUCCUCUAGAAUUAGAUAACCGUGAAAUGAAAUCUGAGCAAUGUUGUGGACUGCUCAAGAAGAAGAGGAUAAAACGAAGAUCACCUAGUACAGAAUCUUCCAAUAGCAGCACAGACUACGAUGCUAGCAGAUCGCAUAAGAAAAUAAAGGUGCCAGAGGUUGAGAAAGAUGAGGAUGACUAUGAUACCGAACCAUUACCGGAAACUGAUCCAGAACGGAACAUCGAACCUGAGCCUAUCGCUUGCGGAUCACGUGAUCGUACCCCGUCACCUAAAAGAGUCGCUAGAGUUUUUGUUGAACCGAAAGAUUCAUCCAAAACUCCCAUAAAGGAUGUACGGAAAGACUUUGCAGCCUUGCCGAAAUCAGAGACACCACUUCCCAAAGCGAUUCCACUAAAACAUGGAAAGCCUUGGGGACCUAUUUCACUUCGUUAUCCGAUUGAAGAAGUGCUUGUUAAGGAAGAAGUCGUCUGUGAGCCCAUCGCCAAAGUACUUCGUUUUGCCGAAAAUCUAGUGAAACAGUCACAGAAGAUCGGCAACCAGAAUGGCGUUGAUAUUUUCGCCGUUCCACUGCACAAAUCGAUUGGAUCACGUUCGGCAAUUCAACGAUUCAUUUUCGGCAAUUCUCUCCAUCCCCCGAAGGAGCGCAAAACAGUUCUGGUUUUGGGAGCCACGGGUUUGGGUCAAACCAAACUCAUCAACGGCAUAAUCAACCACAUGUUCAACGUCGUAACAGAAGACAAUUUUCGUUUCCAAAUGAUCGAGGAGAAAGAGGACGACCAGCCCAAUCACAUAUCUGUCUACGACAUUCAUCAUGCCGAAGGAUUCCGCACCCCGUACUCCAUAACUAUCGUCCAAACGCCAAGCUAUAAUGCUGAAAACACGACACUGUUCAGGAACGGAAAGUUGAUUCAAACUUUCCGCGAAUUCUUCGAAGACUCGGACGGGAUUAGUAAACUGGACUUGGUGUGCAACGUAGUCCUGAAGGACGGAGUUCGUGAUUCUUUUUUAUCUAUUUUCGGAUACGACGUUGAAGAAAACAUCAACUGCUUUUGGCUGAGGAACACAGAAGGGUUCCCUUUUGAUGAAGUGAUCCAGAGAUUCUUCUCCGUACUCACUUCAACCAAAACCAAGUCCCUGGAGGGUACCAAAGAAGUUUUACAGGUGAUGAAACGGUUAGAAGAGACAGUUAACUCUUUUAUUCCUCUCAAGAAGUCCUUAUCGGCCAAGAAUGAAGAGAUGCAGAAAGCCAAUCUGGUGUCUACUACCUGCCAAACGCAGAUUGAGGCCAAUAAAGAAACUGAGAUCAAGUUCAGUUUGGACACUGCAGAACAAAAUUACAGAAAGGAAGUUUUGUGGAAGAAACUCGAGUCUGACGCAAAAGAAUUAUUCAGUUUGCUCGAGACAGAAUUUGAUGGACUUGCAAGGACGAUGCUGGAACUUUUUGAAAUUGCCUGGAGUUCCAUUCGGCAGCUGAAAAGGAUUUCGCGUGGAAACCCGUAUUUAACUCAAGAGCUGUACGAUCUACUUUUUGACGUCGAAGAAGAGUUAAAGCGCCAUGGAUACCAGGAUAACAUCGAAGAAUUAAAAAAAUCGAGCAAUUAAAAGUCAAGUUUUGUUUAGUAGUCUAUGUGUGCCGCGAAUUUCAAUCAUGACUGUUGUUUUUCUUUUCGCAAUUUUUCUUAUUUCUUAAUUGAGUUCUGAUUGUUGUGUAAGGAGUAACGACAAGAGCUCUAAAUCUCUAAGAAGCGAAUUUCGCCAUGAACAAAGUUUAUUUCCCAUUUUCUACGAUAACAUUUUUUGUUUUACCAAUUUUGUUUCAUAUCUUUGUUUUCACCCUUUAGUUAAAUACAGAUGGCUUCUUU
Messenger RNA from Daphnia pulicaria, 2524 nucleotides. RefSeq lists its product as uncharacterized. NCBI's taxonomy places the organism in Eukaryota, Metazoa, Arthropoda, Branchiopoda, Diplostraca, Daphniidae. Bases 111 to 2264 code for a protein of 717 amino acids. The transcript has 7 exons. The record is from RefSeq and is a predicted model, not a curated record.